CUCAGUCUCAGCUGAGACGUGGAAUUUGUCCUUCCCAGCAGUUGGACAGUAUUAUCCUCGCUGAGCUGAGGAUUGCACCAACUGAGACUGUACCCUUCACAACAAACCGGUGUGGCUGAUCGUUUUGGACAGUCGAUGUCGAGACCUGAGUCACUGCCAGAGUUGUGCAUGUUGAGGUGCGAUGGCUUUCUGCAGGUCCCCCUCCUCUACCUGUGCAGAGCUGUGGACCGAUGGAUCAGGCUUCAGACGAGUGACCACAGCACUCAGCGAGUCUUCCUCCAUCCACAGCCUUUGCUACCUGACUAGCGCUGCACCAGGGGCAGGUAUGGACCCCAUGUCCUACAGCAUCCUGCAGCCUGAACCUUUUAAAGAACAGGAGAUGGAUGAGGAGUCACAAAGGCUACUAAAGGUUGUCGGUUCACCUUCAAGCCCUCGGGGCGGCGGAGAAGGUCUCUACUUCUCUGAUGGACGGCGGAAAGUUGACUACGUUCUGGUCUUCCACCAGCGGCGACACAGUUCCAUACGAUCUCCCGCAGGCACCUCAGCCUUACAUGACCGACUUUCUGUUGUUUCGAACGGCAACUUCACUCUGUCUGUUGGCUCAGAUGUUGAAGCAGGAAGACCAGAGGGAAUGCAGGGAGGAGAGAGGGCAGGUGUUGGCGAGGUGUUUAUGGAGCUCGGUAGACAAGUGGAUGAACUGGUGGAGCCGGCAGACCAUGAAAUGCAUCUGAUCAGACAGGAGUUUGAGGACGCCCUACUGGAGGCCGGCUUGGAGAUCGAGAGGGACGGAGAGCUGAAGACACACGGCCCCAGCUUCACCCGCCUCCACGCGCCCUGGCCGGUGCUCUGCAGAGAGGCAGAGUUUCUCAAGAUUAAAGUUCACACCAAGACGAGUUAUGAACUUAAAGAGGAAAGUGGUUUCAGUACCAGUUUGAACACAGUGUGGAGGAAACUGAACCAACCGUUUCAGCCCAAAGUGUCGCACCGGGACCACAGACGCAGCAAGCUGCUGUCCCACUGCUUCUCCAGGGACAAACUUCACCUGUACAACAUUGUGUCGAAAGACACAUUCUUCGACAACGCCACAAGGGGCAGAAUAGUAUACGAGAUCCUGAGACGUACAGUUUGUGUACAAACCUGUCAAACUAUAGGCAUCAGCUCUUUGAUAGCUAAAGGCGCGUAUGACACUGCCUUCCCGCUUCAUGAUGGUGACUAUAAGGUCAUAGGACACCCCGAGGAGAGGAACGACAGACAGGUUCUACAUGACGAGUGGGCCAAAUAUUCUGCUUUUUACAAGUACCAGCCCAUUGAUCUGGUCAGGAAAUACUUUGGGGAGAAGAUCGGCCUGUACUUUGCGUGGCUUGGUGUUUACACUCAGCUGCUAGUUCCGGCCUCCAUAGUGGGAAUCAUUGUCUUUGGCUACGGUGUGGCGACAAUGGAUACUAAUAUACCCAGUCUGGAGAUGUGUGACAAACGACUUAAUUUCACCAUGUGUCCUCUGUGUGAUGGAGCCUGUGAGUUCUGGCAGCUCAGUACGGCCUGUGGCACCGCCAGAGCUUCACACCUCUUUGACAACCCCGCCACCGUCUUCUUUGCCAUCUUCAUGUCCCUGUGGGCGGUAUUGUUUUUGGAGCACUGGAAGCGACGUCAGAUCAGUUUAAGCUUCAGCUGGGAUCUGACAGACAUCGAAGAGGAUGAGGAACACCCAAGGCCAAAAUAUGAGAACAGUCUCCUUCAAAAGAAACAGAGGAAGCAGAAAACUAAGAAGAAAAAGAAGAAAAAUAAUGAGCCAGACAAACAGGAGGAAGGGACAGUGACAGGGAAGGACAGAUGGUGACAUAAACUCCUGUCUGCCAUGGCUGCAGGAAUACCGGCUGCCAUCGAGAAGCUAACCUGGAAAGAUCGUCUUCCUGGAUACUGCAUCAACGUGUCCUCUGUUCUCUUUAUGGUUUUUGGGCUGACAUUUCUGCAGUUUUUGGGAGUCAUCAUCUACCGUAUUACAGUGUCAGCCCUGAUGGCGAUGAGCCCCGACCCUGAGACCAAAUCCAAUGUACGGGUCACAGUCACGGCCACUGCGGUCAUCAUCAACCUGGUCGUUAUUUUGAUCCUUGAUGAAAUCUACGGUGCUGUGGCUCUGUGGCUGACUGAACUCGAGAUUCCCAAAACAGAAACCAACUUUGAGGAACGUCUCAUUCUGAAAGCCUUCCUGCUGAAGUUCAUGAAUGCAUACGCACCCAUCUUUUAUGUAGCGUUCUUCAAGGGAAGGUUUGCGGGUCGACCUGGAAAUUAUGUAUAUGUCUUUAAUGGCUAUCGGAUGGAAGAGUGUGCUCCAGGAGGCUGCCUCAUUGAGCUGUGUAUUCAGCUCAGCAUCAUCAUGUUGGGGAAGCAACUCAUCCAAAACAACAUCUUUGAGAUAGGCAUUCCAAAGUUAAAGAAGUUGGUGCGUGCUCUAAAGGACAAAGGAAGGACGGAGGAGGAGAGGGCUGAGGAGAGACCUCCACAGCAGUGGAACCUGGACUAUGCUCUGGUUCCUUUUCAAGGCCUCACACCUGAAUACAUGGAGAUGAUCAUCCAGUUUGGUUUCGUCUCUCUGUUUGUGGCGUCCUUUCCUCUUGCGCCUGUCUUCGCCCUUUUAAACAAUGUCAUCGAGAUACGACUAGAUGCCAAGAAAUUUGUCACAGAGCUGCGUAGGCCGGUUGCCAUACGUGCUAAAGACAUCGGUAUAUGGUACAACAUCCUGAGUGGAAUGGGAAAAUUCUCAGUCAUUAUAAAUGCCUUUGUGAUUUCGUUCACAUCAGACUUCAUCCCUCGGCUUGUCUACCAGUACACGUACAGCCAGACUGGCACCAUGCACGGCUUCAUCAACCACACUCUGUCUUACUUCAAUGUGUCCGAUUUCAAACCCGGAACAGCACCACACAACUCAGAGCAAGGAGACUUCAUGUUUUGCCGGUAUAAAGACUACAGGGAACCCCCCUGGUCUCCAGAGGCUUAUCAGUUCACCAAACAGUACUGGUGUGUGCUGGCUGCAAGACUGGCCUUUGUCAUAUUAUUCCAGAACCUGGUGAUGUUCCUCAGCCUCACUAUCGACUGGGUGAUCCCCGACAUACCAAAAACCAUCACGGAACAGCUCAAGCGGGAGAAGAAGCUGCUGGUUGACCUCUUCCUGCAGGAGGAGAAGGAAAAGUUCCAGCUCAUUCGGAGUCUCUUCGUCAAGGAUGCCACCGUCCACCCAGCGGCCCAGCAACUGGAUGCAGGCCAUGGAUUCCCCAACCCAGGACGCUGCAGUACUCUAUCCCAAGGUCUCGCACAAGGCCUGGCUGGAGACGAAGGAGGGGGGCCAAGGGCAAGGUGUCGGGCUGCCAGCUUCAGCCAGUUCAGCAGGAAGACUCCCUCAUCUCCUGGAAAUGAAAACGAGAAUUCGAGACACACAGCGGUGUGAUUUGUUGUGUGUAAAGAUCAGUCAAGGCCCUGAUGGAACGUGUUGAUUGUUGGGAUGUCUUAUGUGUCUCGGUGUGUAUGUGAAAGACAGAAUAAUGCUGUGAUUAUGGCAUCACAACUGAUUUUUUUUUAAUGUGUGGCUUCAUUUAUUUGUGGUUAAAGUGCAAUUCCCACACUGGUUUUGUGGGUUUGUACUCAUCUAUGUGUGCGUGAUAUUCUUACACUCGCUCUAUGUUCAUUGGUUUGUACACUGUUACUCAGUUUAGCGAGGCUGGCUAGCUUCAUAGCGUAGAAAAGCAAUAAUUACCAUAAUAGGCUUAAAAAACAACUGCAUAUGAGGAUCCUGAACGAGAUGGCUUAUAAGUAGUCGUGGCGACAGAAUUUCACCACUUUAUUUGCUUAUGGUCUUGAUAUAGUCCAAGUUUUCAACCCAGAAUUAGUAGUUCUAGGCAUAACCUUGUAAAGAUGUUGCUCCAGUUGAUUCUGUGAUGUACUUCAAAGGUUGAUAUCCAGGAGUCAUCCUGAAUCCUUCUCAUGCCUCUGUAUCUAAAAUUACACUAUCGCGUGAUGGCUUUUAUGUAUUCAAUGACUUAGCUGGAUGAAUGAGGUGGACCACCACCUUGAUUCAAACCCAGGGUGUUGUCCCAGAUUUGCAGAUUUCUCCAACAGCAUUAUCCACAUGGUUUCCACCUUCACGUCUCGAUGAUUGACUGUUUCUUCAAUGAAUAAUGUUUGAAGGCUAGCAAAAAGCCAAUUCUUGCAAACUGUGAAUGGAUAUGAGAAGGUGACAAUCUCAAGAGAAUCAGUACUUCACAGACAUUUCUUCAUUUUGAAGUACAAGACUGAUAUGGAUAUAUUCUGACAAGUUUAUAGUACAGAUCACGUCAGUCACCUGAACGAAAGAUGUUUGACUUGCACAAAAGAAAGCUGACAGAACCCGCAGGCAGCCAUAAUGGACGUAUUAUUCUGCUGAAAAACAAACUGUGGCAACAACCAUGAGUUUGUUGCUAAUCCUGUUGAUUCACUUGUAUUUAGAUAAUUCUAGCUUGCUAGCUAGCUACUGUCAGGUCAACUAACUAGUGCUUUAUUGUUGUUAGCUGUCUAGUUAGCACACUUAAAGCUUAGUUUUGCAUGUUAACAGUGGAAAUAUCAGGAG
Thalassophryne amazonica is the source of this 4597-nucleotide messenger RNA. Its product is annotated as anoctamin-1-like. Gene Ontology annotation, molecular function: protein dimerization activity; chloride channel activity. Gene Ontology annotation, cellular component: plasma membrane. Lineage: Eukaryota; Metazoa; Chordata; Actinopteri; Batrachoidiformes; Batrachoididae. The record is from RefSeq and is a predicted model, not a curated record. Gene Ontology annotation, biological process: chloride transmembrane transport.